CUCCGGGGAUGAGUGGGAAAAACACGCCUCGCUUUCAAGGCAAAUCACCUAUUUUGGAUGUAAAAAAUAUACGAUUUCUUUCCUAACCUGCUGUUAGAGAUGGGCAAUGCUCUUAUUUAAGGAUAACCAAUGUCUGUUGUAAUGGAUAUAGAUAUUCUUGUACUCCAAGGUAACGCUGUAAGUGCUUAAGUAAACAUUUCAUCGAAGCUAAUGUGUGUUUGUGGUGAUUGUCCAGCUUUUCUCUCUGCGCUAACCGAUUUCCAACAGACUCAAGAGACUACACGGCAAAGUAAGAACGCGCACCUAACUUACACCUCGGUAGUUUAGCCACCUCAACCUGGAUUGAAAAUAAGACGAUUCGCAUUCAAAGUGACCAUGUGAGCUUUCGGUCGGUGCCUAGAGCUUCGAAGUUUUGUGCAACUGUGUCGAAACCUUAAAAAGCGAGGUAGAUUUCGAGCGAUUUGUUCCUUAUGGGUAAAUUCUCAUUUGGGAGGUUAGACUAACCAGACUACCACAAGUAGUUUGGUGAAGGUGGGGUCUUUUUAAAAGAGGCAGUAGUGACUGAAUGCAUCCAAUAUCUCCCCGGAGAGAUAGAAAGGGGGUCGCUUUCCUUUCGUAGUUUCCAAGGUCCCGUGCACUACAGCAACCUUAAAAUGGAAAAAGACUAACAGUAUAAGGUGUAUGGGGAGUGGUGGUGUGUUUAAGAAAUGUGUAUGUGCGCUAGUCACUAAAACAGACCAAACGUAACGGUCUGCAUGUAGAACAGAGAUUAAAUUUCGUUAGUCUCUCCAUCAAUUUUCUGUUUAAUGUCACUGAGCUCUAUUGUGGGAGACAAGGACGCGUCAUCCAGCCAUAAAUUUGUGAUUAUAGAGGCUCGAGGAGGCAGUUGGCGCUAUUCGGACAGAUUUGCCUCGCGCACUAAACUACAUGUAGACUGCAUUACAGCUAGAACAGCACACACGCAGCCCAACUCCUCUUUUAUCUGGCAAUUAGAAGAGGGGCCGUACACUGUUUUUUUUUUUUCGACUUAGAGAUAAUUAUACAAACCAGAACAUACGGUAAAGCACUUCUUGUCUAAACAGUUAGGAUUUCGAACACAGAACAUGAUGUGAGGACAACCUCAGAAGGCUUUUCUUGAUCAGAGCUGAAUGUGUGGGAUUGACGAAUUUCUGCGUUUUGCACCACUUGGCGUAAAUCAAUAGGCAGCGGAUUUGUUGUCCGGAUUGACGUUUUUAUAGAAACUAUGAGCGGGCCGUGCUUUUCCGGCCGUCAGAGCAAAAGCCGCGCUGAAUGCGAGAGCUAGGCGCAGCUCCUAACGGGAUUAUAGCAGCAGUUCGGCCUUCUGCCUGCCCUCCUUUGGAUUUGGGAUUUAUCCGGCGCUGUUGUGGGAUGGAAGGCCGGGAUUUCGCUCCUCCGCCGCAUGUGCUGGCUGAGCGCAGCCCGCUGCUGCACCGCGCCGCCGCACACACCGCCCCGCAGCACCCGGGCCACUUCCAGCCUGGAAAAUACUAUCCCCCUCACCUUCCGGUUCCUCCACACUCAGGCACUGGAUUGAUGGGAAACUCCUCAGCCUCCUUCAUGGGUACUUUCCUGGCCAGCAGUCUGGGUUCACCCCCCUCACACGCCUCUGGACCCCCCUCGUCCCCCUCCUCCCCGCCGUAUCGCAACGGGCCGCACCCCAGCGCCCCCUCACAGCUCUGGUUCCCUCACCCACACGAAGCCCCAGGGUAUUCCCGCUUUACUGGGAGUCUGCCCCCCACCUUUCUACCCAUGAGCCCCCUAGAUCACCAUGGAAACAGCAGUGUUCUCUAUGGACAGCAUCGCUUCUACGACACUUCGAAAGAUUUCUAUAUUCGAAGCCUGUCGUCACAGCCCCACCUCCUCUCUGCCAAUCACAGUCUGCCACCACUGACUCGGACGGCCCCCAGCCACCCCCUAGGCUCCUGUAGCCGGGAACGUGACUCUGGAUCAGGAGGGGCUCCCCAGAAAGGCUCAAAAGAGCCAGAUGUAGCAGAUCGAGGCAUGUCGUCUGGAGGAAAAGAGAAGGAACGAAGUAAGCAGGAGUCAAAGGAGCGUCAGCACCACAGCCCACCUUCACCAACUCCCCUACAACAUCACCACCAGCACCUCCACUCUCACCAUCAUCCUCCACAACUUCACACCAUAGGGUCAGAGGAAGACCCUCGACACAAAGAUGACCCCAAGCACCUCAGUGCCUGCCUCUUGACCACCAAGACCCAUAAUGGCUCUGAGCCAGGGACAGCAGCCAGAGGCUCCCUGCCCAGUUGUGUGGGUCCAGGAGCCUCAAUCAUAGGGACUGCUCGGCAGCGGAGUGGCAGUAAUCUCUGUUGUAAAGAAGGAGUCAGUGGUGAGAUGCGAAUAAGUGAGCCUUCACCUGACUGCCUGCGCCACAGUACAAUGCUUGGUCAUACUCAUCCAAUGUCAUACUCCAUGCCCCCUCCUAUUGGCUUUGGCUCAGCAGUUGGAGGAUCAUGGCUGCACCCUUCCCACCCCCACCAUCACCAUCCACAUCACCCUCAUCCAGACCUAUAUUGCCCCCCUCCCCCUGCCCCACUCACCAUGUCCUCUUCUCAGGACAAGGUCCUUGCUCCAGGGGGAGGCAGGGAUCCAAAAGUAACAGGGCCCACUUUUGUACCCUCUGUGGGACCCCUAGGGGACAAGACCAGUGGGCCCUUUCAACUGGGUAACCCCUACUGUCGAGGUACAAGAGGAGGGAUGGUUGGAGAGGUGGGAGGUGAAGGAGCAAGCAAGGCUAAAGCUCCAGAAAAAACAAGUAAUGCAGGUAGAAUAGCACCUCCUCCUGCACCUCCUCUCCCACCAUCUAAUACCUGCCAAAGAAAACCUACGCAUCAUCAGCAGCAGCAUAUAUAUGGAAAAGUGGACAAGGGUCCAGACUGGUCUGUAGGCCCCCAACCUCCACAAAUACCCCAGCAGGCACAGCACAGUCAUAAUCAACAGUCACAUUCAGUUCUACCAAACCGUUCCUGCAGCCUUGAGGCCACAGAGAAUUCCCCUGAGACUGAUGCUUAUCGGCCCUCUCUGCCCCAGGGGGCCAAGGACGGCUGCCAGGAUAAAAGCAACCCUUAUGCCAGCACCCCGCCUUUCCGGGACUGUUCUCACUCAGGUCCUCCUCACAGGGUUCCAUCUGAAAGCAAGGCCAGUAGUGAACGUGGGUGUUCGCUCCAGCGGGACAGCCAGAGGGUUGCUAGGAUACACCAUCAGCAGCAUAACAACAGGCACGGUACCGAUGUUCCUGUACAGGAUCCAGAACUGGGUCCAAGUAGCAGUUCCCACGACAAGAGGAAGCCAGAGGUAGAGAUGGCAGCGCAAGGGUACAGUGGACACCAGGCAAGGCCUUUGUCAUCAUGGGAAGUUCGAGGACACCAGUCUCAUACAGACAGUGAGCGCCGCAAGUCUUACGACUCCAGUGCCCAGGGAACAUCAGGAGACCAUGGGUCUCACCCUCCCUUUCCAACCUACCAAGAGCCCUCGCUAGGCCCCCAGGAGCCAGAGAACAGUGCCAUGAAGAACCUGAUGAAGUACAGCAGCCAACAGCCACUCCUGCUGUCCCAGAAGAGCCCGUUUGGUGGCCUGGGCAGCCUGAAGCAGGGGAUGGCAAAUGGAGACAUGAGAAACGAGAAGAGUGGAGGGAGUGCAAGCUGUGCCCAACAGGAGGGCAAGCAAACGCUGCCUUCAAGGAGAGCCUCCUCAUCCUCUGGGGAGAGUGAGCGCUUGGAGCGGCUGGGUCGGGAUUCUGGCGAAGUGCAGCGAGAGGGGGAAGUGCGGCAGCCCCCCGUGGGCAUCGCUAUGGCAGUCGCCAGGCAGAGAGAGCCACUGUGCCGCCCACCAGACGGACAUGCCACCCACAGCCGCCACGGCAGAGUGCUGCCCAGCAUGAAGGAUGUUGGACGCUCCAUGUAUCCACUGGAUCAGGAGGACGAAAGGAAGAGGAUGCGUGAAGAGCAGCUGGCUCUGCCUCCACUGGACAGAGAACGAGAACUCCUUCUCAGGGAAAACAAGGAAAGAGUUGAGUUUGCUAGGAUCCACCCUUCCAGCAGCUGCCAUGGAGAUCUGACCUCUCACCUCAUCGUGCCAGGCAGUAGCCAAUUAGGAGCUGAUCCUUCUGCACACGCACACCCAGCUCAUCAUCACUGGAUGCCUCGGACAGGAAGUCCCUCCCUUUGGAUGGGCCACUCUUACGGUCUUAGUCAUGCCGCCUUGCACCAGAAUCUGCCACCGGGUUUCUCUGCUGCCAUGCCCAGCACCCUUCAGCCUGUUCUGCCUCUGCCCCAGGACCCCUCUGCUGCCCUAGUUGUCCUGCCCACUGAACCAGCUGCCCAUCCUGCUACUCACCAUCUAGAAGUGAUGGAGCAGCAGGGAUUGUGGCCCCCUGUGUAUGGGCCUCGCAGGCCCACUUCACACAUGCAGCAUCCCUCUGUCUACUCCCGCCAGUUUCUACGGCAACCGGACCUCUACGUGCUCCAUCAGCAUCAGCACCAACAACAUCACAGAGCAGCUCAGGCAAUGGAGCUGGCGCACAGGCACACACAUUCUCAGAUAAAACCUGAGGACCCUCCCAUCGAUUUGGACGAAGGUUCCCCUGAGCCUCGGACAACAAAACCAGCAAAGCCCUUUCCAUUCCCCUCCUCCAGCAAACAUCCACGCUCCUCCUCCUCUCCAGGGGGCUGUGCCUCCCGCCUCUCGCCCUGCUGCCAUUCUCCUGCCCCGCGGCCCCAUCCCAAGAGCACCCCAUGUACCCCCUGCCCCGAGCCUAGUCCUGCUGUAGCAGCCCCUCGCUCCCCCGCCCUCAGCCCCCACUCCACCCCACAUCACCUCCCCAAAGCAGCAGAAUCCCAGGACAAGAGAGGAGAGGGCCAGCCACCGCAGGACUACCCUCAGUCUCUGGAGCCCGAUCUCCCACCAGGCUAUACCUACCCUGCUAUUGGUUACAAAGCUGGUCCCUCACCUCAAGAGGUUCAAUUGGCCGAACAUGCUGACCUGGAGGCGGAGCAAGCAGAGCCUGCUGAACCUGCACCUCAGUCCCUCCCAUGUUCCACCACGAGGGAAGUGGAAGUGGAAUCUCCGACUAUGGCUUCCCAGGUGGAGGCCCAAAGCGAGAAGGUCCAGAGGGAAAGUAUGGUAACUGAAGUAGAGGAAGAGGUGGAUGAGAGACAUUCAGUGGUUACAUGUAGCCCUGCCUCUCCUUGUCCAGCUUCAUGUCCAGCUACAUCUGGCUCCCCCUGUCCAGUUCCUGGUAACCUCUCUUUGGAGGAACCACAAGCAGACACUUCUAGCAUACUCUGCCAUAACCAUGACAGUGUUUUGGAGGCCCAAGCUCCAGUUGAGGAUAUUAAAAUGCAGGAGGAAGCGACUGUACCACCUCCUGAGGAUUCUACCACCACUUCCCAGGAGCUUCAGACUAUGGAGCCCACUGGGGUUGAUCAGGAUAUGCCUGCAGCUGAUGAAAGGUGUUCUUCUCCUAGUGAUUCAGUAGAGCUGCAGGAGGUUACCCAGUAUUCAGCACCCUGCACUCCCUGCCCAGAGCCUUCCUCUCUGGGUAACCAGUAUCCUGGCUCUUGCAUCUGGAGCCUGGAGCUUUUGAUCGCUGCAGCUCUCUGUGCUACACGAGAUGCUCAAAUGGCUUCCUCGGUGAUGGUUCCUGCCCCAGUCGUGCCCCUUCAUCAGGGGAUGGAGCUUCUGAGCGAACUCGCUGACCUGGACAGGCGACAGCAAGAGAGGGGCACCAGCCAGGAGAGUGGAGGAGAAGAGAGAUUGACCUUUGACCUGGAGAGUUUGGCGACCCUGGCAGCUGCACGUGCUCUGGAACUGACUCCGCCCACAACAGGCAUAAUCCCACCCCUACGUCGAACGCUUAACCUGCGCAAAAAGUGCAAAUGGAUGCCACGACACGAGCCGGUAUGUCCAGUGAAGAGCAUCAUGGAGACGCUGGACAGAGAGGAGUUAGCGAUGAGAGUGCGCCUGGCCGAACUUCAGCGGCGCUAUAAGGAGAAACAGAAAGAGCUGGCCAAGCUACAGAGAAAACAUGACCACCAAAGAGAGGAUACCUCAAGAAGCCCAGCCCGCAGAGGCCCGGGUAGGCCACGAAAACGCAAGCCCACCCCUGGACCCCCUGCCCCAACAGAUACCCUCAAAAGGGUCAAGUCGACGGGAACGGGGCCGGGCCUGCUGGCAGCGGACGAGGAGCUGGCUGGAGGCGGGGACAAACACAGGAAGAGGAAGAAGAUGGCCAACAGCACCUACCAUCACAUCAGCGGCACACAGUUGAAGGCUCCCUGUAGGCAGAGAGGCAGGCCAAGACUGCUGAGCUCCAAGAUGGUCCAGCUUAAGCAGAAGGCCAAAGCCAAGCGUGGUUCCAGAGGGGAGAGCAUGCUUUGUCACAGAGAGAAGGCUGCUUCCGGCUCUUCUGCUGAGAACACCAAUAGCAACAAGGCUGGAGGCCACAGUGACACAGGGAGUGCCGAGACAGGAGUGAGUCAGAGUUCAGACGGUCAGCAUGUAAUGAUGCGAAGAGGGCGGAAGGCAAAGGUCAGUCUGGGCCCGGCCUCAUCUCACCUGGAACCUCGAACACCACAGAUGCUGCCCAAUGCAGCUUCGUCCAGCAGCAGGCAGGAGACGACAGCGAAGGACAUCUCUCCCUUGGACAGCGAAGUGUCCGAGCCAGAGGAGGAAGAUGAUGGCGUGUAUGACAGCGAAGAAGUGCCAGAGGACAUCAAGAAUCUAUCUUCUAAAGAGCAGCUGUCUGAAGCUGGUGGUCCCUCCUCCUCCCCCACAGUUGAGCUGGAAGCUGGUCAGAAAGUCAAGAGCAAGAAGGAAAGACAAGGGCUUGGACUUGUGCAUAUGUCACUUUCCAAGGGGGAAGGGAAGGAGAGGAAGAAAGCUCCCUGUAGACCAGCACAGGUUGGUGCAGACCAGAAUCAUUUGCCGAUGGAGAAGAGAUCGAGUGGGCUCAGAUGGAGGGACGGUUCACAAGGAAACAGCGUUUAUCCUAACAAUGUCCUCAAAAACAUCCCAAAUCAACUGGAGAGGACAACUAGAAAGGGCACAGUAGUCCUUGGAAAGAGGAGAAGCUGUUGGCUCGAACCCGUUUCAUCUCAAAGUGAUGACAUCAUCUGGAGCCGAAAGAUCAAGAACCAACAGGCCAAAGGACGAGCCAUGAACCAGCUGUUGGAGAGAUUUACGGCAGAUGAAGGGUUCCGCAUGGAUGAUGACAGCAGCUUCUCGGAAGGAGAGGAGGAGGAGGAAGAAGAAGAAGCCGAGGACAAGCCUCAACAAAGAAAUACAGUGUCAGCUCUGCCUAACUGUGUCCUGACGAAAGAGGCUCUGCGGGAUGGGCUGAAAGUGCUGAUCUCUAAGGAGGAUGAGCUGCUGUAUGCUGCCUACGUGCACACGCUGGAUCUGCCCGACAUCUACAGCAUUGUCAUCGAAGGCGAGAGAGGAAACAGGCCACGGAUCUACUCACUGGAACAGCUGCUUCAGGAAGCGGUUUUGGAUGUGCGGCUGGAGACAGUAGAGCUUCUUACUGAUGGAACAAGAGUGUGUGCAUACUGGAGUGAACGUUCCAGGUGUCUGUAUCCAGGCUAUGUGCGGAGAGGUGGUCCUGGAGAGGAGCAGAAGGAAGGCUGUGUCAUGGUGGAGUUUGACGAUGGCGAUCGAGGUUGGAUUUCUCUGCCAAAUAUCCGUCUUCUUCCCCCUGGGUACCAGAUCUACUGUGCAGAGCCAUCUCCAGCCCUCCUGACCUCUCCAACUCGCAGAAGACGAAAGAGCUCCACUCAGGAGAAGAGCUCUCAGCAGAGUGAUGCUUCCUCAGAGUGGCACGGCAACACAGAGUCAGGAAAGAUCAUCUGCAAAGCAAAGCCAGGAAGACCCAAAUCUGUCAGUUUGUCAGAAAAGAAAUGUCCAAAUGAGAAUGUAACUGGAAGUGCCUCUGCUAUUCUUACCUGGCCAGCAGUCGCCAUGUCCAAAAAGAGACCUUCUUUGGAUUUGUUCCAGUUCAAUGGGCUGUCCCGGAAAACUCUGAAAGGGAAGGACACAGACAUGUUUGGCCCCUUACUUGGCUCCACCAUGGCCACUCCAGCUAAAGGUAUCUUUAGCACGUCCUUUGAGGUGGAUUCCUUUAGCAGCAUUGCUAAUGGUUAUACAUCCUUUGGUAAUCAGCAACUAUCGUCCGGGUUAUCACUUGGUCACAAAAGCAUCUCAAAUGUUCGAGGAAAAAGGACAGGAGACAGACGGGAGUACCUGGUUAAACUGGACCACGAAGGAGUUACCUCUCCAAAAACAAAGAAUGGAAAAGCACUUAUGCUUCUAGGCAAUACAGAAUUUGAAUCUCGAUCAGGCCGAAUAGAGAAAGGAUCUGGGACCAAAGGCAUGGGAGAACUGGCCUCUCAUAUGGACUACUCCCAACCAAUGCUACCUGUGAAGGACACCAAGAGGAGUGGCAGCCACCUUCUCAAGGGUUCCUCUGGCAUGCGGAAGCAAUCUCAGGGUUUAGGUCUUGGCGAGUAUGCAGAUUAUGGGUUGAACUGCCACAGUGACUGCCUGAGCUCCUACUCAGACAUAGACGAAGAUGAAGAAGAUGACGACGCUAGAAGAGCGGCAAUGCGCAACACCGGGCGCUUUCUCUCCCGUCUUUCUGUCUCUUCUUCAUCCUCAGGAUCCUCCAGCUCAUCAAGUUCAGGCUCACUGUCCAGUUCUAGUGUCUGCUCCUCUGACAACGACUCCUCCUACAGCUCAGAUGAAGAGGAGGCUUCUCGACUUCUCUUGCAGGGAUGCCUGUCCUCCCGUCAUACAGUCCUCCAACAGCAGCAGCAUCCAGACCCACCAUCUGCACCUCCACGCCAUGCUUUCAGUGCCAAAUCUAUGGCUGUCACCAGCCAAAAGGCCAUGGUCAACAAUGGUUCAAGCAAACAUCAAAAGAAAAAGGACAUCCCCAACAACUCGCUGUCUACAGCACAAUCCAAAUCCUCAAAGGACUUUCCCAAAAAGCAGAAGAUGUCUUCUUCUGAGAGGUCACCAAAUUCCUCUUCAUUCUUGCCAGCACGUCAAUUGUGGAAGUGGUCCGGAAACCCCACUCAGAGACGGGGUCUAAAGGGAAAGGCCCGGAAACUCUUCUAUAAGGCUAUUGUGCGGGGUAAAGACACUAUCCGAGUGGGUGACUGUGCCGUGUUUCUCUCUUCUGGCCGACCUCACCUCCCUUAUAUUGGCCGCAUUGAGAGCCUGUGGGAAUCCUGGGCAAGCAAUAUGGUAGUAAAAGUGAAGUGGUUUUAUCAUCCUGAAGAGACUAAACUGGGAAAAAGACACCGGGAUGGCAAGCAUGCCCUGUACCAGUCCUGCCAUGAGGAUGAAAAUGACGUCCAGACCAUCUCCCAUAAGUGCCAGGUGGUUAGUCGUGCUGAAUAUGAGCACCUCAGCCACAUGAGGAAGCCAAGCAGCAGCAGCAGCAGCAGCCAGGACCUGUACUACCUGGCUGGAACAUAUGACCCCACUAGCGGUCAGCUGGUCACAGCCGAAGGAGCAUCAAUCAUCUGCUAGCAUUCUGUCGUCAUGUGGAUGUACUACUGAGAAAUCAUGCCUCCUUGAAGGAGGAUCCUGGAUAAAAGGGCUGACAAUCGAAUUGGCUGUGCUCAGAAGAGUCUCAGAUCAAGCCCCGGAACUCUACAGACACUAUACAGUACUAGUACUCCAUGGAAUGGGAGCUAGAGCUGCAGUCACUGUCACUGUGGCAGCACCCCACAGUCAGAACACAUAUAUUCAGAAAUUCAGAUAUUCAGAAGGGGAGAAAACUGUGGGUGACUCCCUCACAGACCCCACACAAGCAGCAGCCAAGAAAUGGUAUUUAAGUUCUCAGUGAAAACGAGGCACUGGACGUUUUUAUUAUAAGUGGGAUUAUUUAUACUGAACGUUUUGAAGCAGACGGGAAACACAGAUUCGCUCUUCUGGAAACCCUGAACAGAGCUGCGUUCACUUUACACUGGUCAUCGUAAUCAUCUUAGCUUCACAAGGACUUUUUUGUAUCUCAACUGGACCAAAACUGUGGCAUUGUGUGUGUGUGUGUGAGAGUGAGUGUCAGUGAGUGAGUGUGAGGGUGUACAGAAUUUUGCCACAAAAGAGAUGGAACUGGGUGUCACCCUGGAGACUCAAAGCCCUUCAUGGCACUUCAAGUCUUCAAGAUUGGGCUGUCCACCGCAAAACAGCGGCAAUCUAAUGACGUCUUCUGGGCAUCCAGGGAACUGAUUUUUUAAAAAAAUGUCCAGACACCGAAUUUUUUAAAUAAAUUAAGUUAAUUGUUUUCUUUUCUUAAAAUGAAAAAAAGAAAAUGAUUUUUUUUCAAUCAAGCCAUACACUUCAGUACCUCUUGCUUACUGUAUCUUCUUAUUCAGGUGUAUAGUUGUAAAAUUGUUUUAUUUGAUGUAUGUAAAUAUUUAAAUAUAUAAAUAUAUAUAUAAAUAUAUAAAUAUAAAAAGGUAUAAACUGUAAAUAUAAUAUAAAUGAAGAGAGAACUCUAUUCCUCUUUAUUGUUCUUGAUUGUGUUAUUUUUUUUAAUGAAAGAACCGAUAUGUUUUGUUGAUUGUUUUGCUUUGAGAGGUUGAGAGGAUCCCUGCACUGUACUGUGACCUGUUCUCUGUGAACUGGGUCAUAAGGAGUUGUUAUACUGCAAAGUUUGGGGCCGAACAGUCCGCAUAGCUUUUGGGAAUCUAAUGAGGAACAGGCUGUUUCCACUUGCUUAUAUCUUUUUUUGUUCUCCACACUUCUAUUGCUUUUUUCAUCGAGCCUCGUCUCAGAUUUCAUUUGCGUCUUAUGUCGUCCUCAGUGUGGAUUAUGAGUAGAACAAAGGUAUGAAAAGCUCUUAUGGUAGUCAAUACAUGUAAGAAAGUCAAUAGGUCACUGUAUAGCCAGGUCCAUACAGUACGUGUGCUAACAGAUCAAAAUCUGGCUUCCCAAAUACAAACCAAAGCACCUCGUUUAGGGUUUUGUUACAGAUUGCAAUAACUGAAAUGAAUGAAGUGACUGUAAAUAGAUUAUAAGGCAUGGGAGCCCUGCAAUUAUGUUGGAUGAUAUAAAUUAAGAUCAUUGACAAUGUUCUAACUCAUUGUGGUGCAGUUACCUUUUCAUUUUGCUUUAAAAAGGCUGAAACAGGUUGAGGUUUUAGCGAUGUUUCUGCAGUGUGUUUUGUGGUGUUGCUGCCCGCGGUGGGGGUGGUGUUGGUAACAGCGGUGCCGUGGUGAGGAUGGAUGAUGCAGCACAUUAACAGGCACUUCAGGCACUUAAAGGCUUCUGAAGUCAUGUGAUCAUGAAGGACAAUCAGAACCUGCGUGAGAGGGUGGUUUAAAACGGAUCAAAUCUUAAUGUUGCCUCUCGUCACUUUUUUAUUCAUGCUUUGCCAAAAAUUAGUUUUUUUAUUUUUAUCCUCCUGUCUAUCUGUCUGUCUGUCAUACAUUUGUUUUUGCUCUGUUUUAUUUGAUAUGCAAGCCUGUAAAGACUGUUCAGUGUAGAUUUGUGGAGAAGGACAGAAAUGCCUUUCAGUUCUUAAGAAUGACUAACUUUUUAAACGACUUUGUCGCUGUUACACUGCAGAAGCAAAAGCUUUAAACAAAAUCAGAUGUGAAAAUCAUGUGAAGUCACUUUUUUGGGUCUAUAAAAGAAGAGAUGUUAUUUUCAUAAACACUGGAUUCAAUGCUGAAUAUUGUGACACUGGCAUCAGCAAUAUGCCAGGAUGUUGCUCAAGCCUCAGAAAAAAAGUGGAUUCAUUGUACAUGCUGACUAUGAGACCCACUGGGAAUUCAUUUUUUGGGGCAGGGUUAAUGUACUUUUUGACAUUGUGGGGAAUACAACUAAGAUAUUUGCAUUGUUUAGACAAGUUAUUUAUGUUAAUUUUAUUGCAUUUGUGUUGCAUUUCAUUAAAAAAUGAUUCUAAAAAUCA
Molecule: messenger RNA, 11959 nt
Organism: Astyanax mexicanus (Mexican tetra)
Lineage: Eukaryota; Metazoa; Chordata; Actinopteri; Characiformes; Acestrorhamphidae
Gene: bahcc1b
Product: BAH domain and coiled-coil containing 1b
Exons: 29
Coding region: 1291-9570 (2759 amino acids)
Molecular function (GO): chromatin binding
Source: RefSeq, a predicted model, not a curated record